AUGAACAAGGACGACCUUCCUCCGCGUUCGACGCCGACUCACGCGCUUUACCAGCGUGAAAUCUUCCUCGAUGGCGCCACGAAGGGCAAGCUACCCGAGUUCAACACAGACCCGGACGAGAUGGAGAACGUCGCGAAGGAGACGCUGAGCAAGGGAGGAUGGCUGUACGCAAGCUCGAACGCCGGAGUAUCCUGGACGCACAGGGCUAAUCGCGAAGCGUUCUAUCGCUGGCGGAUAAUCCCUCGGAUGCUCGUUGACACCAACCAGCGAGACAUGUCAUGCACGCUCAAGCUUGGCCAGUACGAGUGGAAGUUUGACGCUCCGCUUGGCUUCGCGCCAAUCGGGAUCAACAAGAUCUACCACCCUCUGGGAGAGUUCAACGCUGCGAAAGUGGCGGGCGAGCUGAAUCUUGCGUACGCCCUCUCGACCGCCGGAUCUCAGCCCAUCUCCGAAGUCGCGCGCGUGAACGACGAAGGUUUCUCACGAGCCGGUCGCUCGAGAGCUCACGGCGCCCAGAAUGGCCGAUUCUUCCAGCUGUACUGGCCGCCAAACGACGAGCUCACGAUCUCGCUUCUCCGCGACGCUCACCAGAACGGCUACUCGGCUUGCAUCCUUACCCUCGACACUUGGCAGCUCGCCUGGCGUCACGGAGAUAUUUCGGCUGCCAACUACGCCUUCUACCGCGGUAUCGGGCACGAUCUCGGCAAAGCCAACCCGGUCUUCCAGCGCAUGUGCCGAGAGAAAGGCAUCACGGACCUCAACGCUCCUGAAGCGGGACAGUACUGGAUCGACUUGGUUUGGCACGGUCGACCUUGGAGCUGGGAGCAGCUUCCGUGGGUGAUCAAGCAGUGGAAGGAGAUUAGCGGAGGCAAGCCAUUCGUGCUGAAGGGCAUCCAGUCGGUUGCGGACGCAAAACGUGCCGCAGAGACAGAGGGAGUCGACGGCAUUGUGGUCUCGAACCACGCCGGUCGGCAGGUCGAUGGCGCUAUUGCCUCCCUCGACGCGCUCAAGUCGAUCAUCGAUGCUGGCGUCGGUGAGAAGAUCACUGUCAUGUUCGACUCCGGCAUUCGCUCGGCUGCCGACAUCUUCAAGGCACUUGCGCUCGGCGCAAAGUUCGUCUUCUGCGGGCGGCCCUGGGUCUACGGGAUGUCCAUUAAUGGCGAGGCUGGCGUUCGGCAUGUCAUGCGCGGCCUCCUGGCGGAGUUCGACAUUCUCCUCGAGGUUGCGGGCUAUCGAAACCUCGACGAGAUCGACCGAGAUGCGCUCGUAUAUGUGCCGGAGGCGACGCUGCCUGCGAAGCUGUAG
Rhodotorula toruloides NP11 is the source of this 1305-nucleotide messenger RNA. Its product is annotated as L-lactate dehydrogenase (cytochrome). The transcript has 12 exons. Lineage: Eukaryota; Fungi; Basidiomycota; Microbotryomycetes; Sporidiobolales; Sporidiobolaceae. The record is from RefSeq and is a predicted model, not a curated record. The coding region runs from base 1 to 1305 and encodes 434 amino acids. Gene Ontology annotation, molecular function: FMN binding; oxidoreductase activity.